Messenger RNA from Musa acuminata AAA Group (dessert banana), 2558 nucleotides. Its product is annotated as zinc finger CCCH domain-containing protein 9-like. The coding region runs from base 539 to 1651 and encodes 370 amino acids. Gene Ontology annotation, molecular function: metal ion binding; mRNA binding. NCBI's taxonomy places the organism in Eukaryota, Viridiplantae, Streptophyta, Magnoliopsida, Zingiberales, Musaceae. The transcript is spliced from 2 exons. The record is from RefSeq and is a predicted model, not a curated record.
CCUCUCCUCUUCUGCCGAAGCUGAGACCUCCUCUGCUUGGAAUCGCUACUUCUACCUGGUGAUUUUAUGUGUCCAUUGAUGCUGGGUUUUCUAAUUCUUUUCUUUGUAAUGGAGGAAUUAUGUUCCAUAGCGUGAUGUUUGGCUGCUUCUGCUCACCUUUGUCUUGACCAUCGUAAGUGUGAUUUGAUGAUUUGAGUGUGUUCUUGAAACCCUCAUUGAUGAUCGGAUGAUCAUGCGUUCACGCUGUUCUUCUUGGAUAUCGAUCCUCUUGGUUUCGGCUUGGAUUAGCUUAGGUUCACUUAAUCUGAAUCGAUUUGUGCUGGAUAAGCGCGCCGUUGGUGUGGGUGUUUUCUCUGUGCUUUUUGUUUCGUUUAUCGGCGUGAAGAGAUAUACCGAUCUUGAGGUUGGUGAGAUCCGUGCGAGGUUUGGAUGAUUGUUUAAUGUGGCGGUGAUCCGUUCUCAUUGAUUUCAUGUCUGUGAAAUUUUCUUGAAUUUUGUGGGUUGUCUCAUUUUAGGAGACAGAAGCAGACAGAGGUCGAUGCAGCACGAACUCGAUUCUCCCAGCAAUGGCGACUGCUUCGGUUCAUCGAUCGCGUCAGAACCGUUCGUUACUCCAGUUCGACAGUCUGCAACCCCAUACCUGAACAAAGAUGGAGAUCUUCCCUACUGGUACUCCAUCUUCUCACCCAAGGAGGGCACCCCGUCGCUCGUGACGACCCCUCUCGCUGCUUCUGGUUCCAUCUUAAUCCCUCCCCUGUCGUCGUCCUUCGUCGAGCCGGAAGUUGCUGCCGCCGACUACGGGAACCGCCUCUACCUCGCCCGCCUCACGCUUCAGUAUCAAGAGGUCGCCGAGCGCUACGACCUCUGCCUCUCCGACCUCCGAGACUGCACCGAGGAAAUCGAGUCCCUCCGGCGCGAGAACGCGAGCAUCCGCAUCGCCAACGCCGAGCUUGCCAGGCGGCUCGGCCUGAUCGCCGGGAAGCACGCUGGCCGUGUUCCGUCAUCUGCGUCUGCGGCGCUCGAAGAUGAGUUCCGCCUCCUCAACGUCGCCGAACUUCCACCGCCGUCGCCCGAGGAGAGUCCCACGAGCGUGCUCUCCGUCCAGGAGAGCGGCGGCGGCCACCCGUUCGCGGGACCUCCGGUGGCGGAGAAGCAGGUUUCGUUGCCCAAGAGCAUCUCGAUCCGCUCCAGCGGGUACCUGAAGCUGAACCAGGACGGUAAAUCCAGUUCGGCUGCGAAACGGAACGGCCGGUUUGGCGUCUCCAACCCCGCCAUGGUAAGCAAGCAGCGGGUGUACGUGGGCGGGGACAGCAACAGGAAGAAAGGGGCAAGAAGAGGAAGGGAGGACGGGGAAGAAGAGCGGGAGGGCGGCGAUGGAGGAGGAGCUUUGGAGCUGGAGGUGUACCAUCAGGGGAUGUUCAAAACGGAGCUGUGCAACAAGUGGGAGGAGAGCGGGGAGUGCCCCUACGGCGACCAUUGCCAGUUCGCCCACGGCAUCACCGAGCUCCGCCCCGUCCUCCGCCACCCCCGCUACAAGACCGAACCCUGCCGCAUGAUUCUCUCCGGCGGCGCCUGUCCUUACGGCCACCGCUGCCACUUCCGCCACUCCCUCUCCCUCGCAGAUCACCAACGUCUCCUCAUCCGCCCUUAGAAGGUAUCAUCAAUAUCGUCAUUCCUAUAUCCCUAGAUAUGCCACAUAUCAUACCCCACCCAAUCUAAUUAAUGAACAAGAAACAGAAAGAAGAAAAGAAGAGAUAGAGAGAAAGGUAUAGAACUUAUGUUUUCUCCUCCUAACCAAUAUUAUUACAAACGAAAAUGAAAGAGUAAAUAGUUUUACAAGAGGCGAGGUGAUGUGAAUAUACACACAGGACGCAAGCGCUCUUUGGGUGGCCGCGUUUGAAAGCUGUUUUGCUCUGUAUAUGCUCUCUAUGGUAGAUAAAUAUAUGUAAAGGUAACAAUAUGAUAAUACAGAUGGUGUAACUAUGCCAGAGGAAUAUAUUCUUCACUGUUAAUCAAGGAUGGGAGAGGUAUGAUAUAGUAGUUUCCUUUGUGUUUUUUUGUUGGUUUGGUUUAAUGUCUCUCUGCUUAGAGCUAAUUCUUUGUAAAUCGUGAGGAGAGUUGUGGCGAGAGAGUGGGAUGGCAGGAAUUGUCUCAUACUUGUUCUUUUGUGUUCUUUUUCCAUACUAAUUUCUCCGAUUGUCUUCAUGAAACUAUUGUUCGUUUUGUAUUCUGCAAUAUUAAUGUCUUUUCAAGCGAUAAAAGUUGUGGGGUCUAUUAUUUCUUUUAUUAGUGUCGCUCUCUCUCUCUCUCUCUCUCUCUGGGUUUUCAAGUUAUAUAAAGUUGUCGGUGUUGGUUUGUAAUGAUUUGGGAACGCAUCUGCUGCUAUGCGGCCACUUGCAUGGUGCGAUCAUAUAGGCCGUUCUAUCAUAUGUUGGCCGUCUUGUUUCAUCUGCUUUCCGCAGCUUUUUUACCAAGUUGCAUGAAUAAAAUAUACCUCACGCAAUAUCUAACGUGUCACAUGUACUAAAAUUCUAUCAUGAUGUGUCCACCAAUUCUUC